Messenger RNA from Perkinsus marinus ATCC 50983, 234 nucleotides. RefSeq lists its product as hypothetical. The record is from RefSeq and is a predicted model, not a curated record. The transcript is spliced from 3 exons. The annotation marks the transcript as partial. Lineage: Eukaryota; Perkinsozoa; Perkinsida; Perkinsidae.
UUACCGUCCUGGAGGCGGAGCGGAGCAAGCUAAGAUUGUAUUUGAUGUUGAUGCCCAUCUUGGGAAAAAGAAGGCGAGCUGGCCGCCGUAUAUAGAUAUAGUAGAUAACGGAGAGUACAAGGAAUGGAAAUGUGGGCUUUGUGGGACUACACUUUGGGACGACGACUGUGUGGACCAGCAUUUGGUCAGCAAGCGACAUCAGAAGAACCUUGGCGGCAGUAUUGGAUUCGUCAG